CGACGACACCGCAGGGGGGGCGCCGCAGGCGCGGCCGAGCUCGACGCCGUGCGGUGCCCGGGCGCGGCCGGCGGGCGCGGGCGCGGGCGGUCGGCCGGCGUCGGCGUGCGGGUUGCUGCCUGCUGCGGAGCGCGGCAGCGACGGCGGCGGCGGCACGACGCGGCGGCCGCCGUCGCCGGCGCAGCUGCGGGCCAGUUGCCCGGCCGCCUCGCGGCCCGGCAGCCCCUCGGCCUGCCGACUCACCAACUCACGCGAUCGCGAGCGCUUGCACCAGUCGCUGCAGCUGCCGGGCUCGCCGCCCGUUGGCGGCCUGCGGCGCGGCACGGGCGGCGCCCCCACAUCGCGGGCGCCGGCGUCGGAAUCGUACGUGCUCUG
Monoraphidium neglectum is the source of this 375-nucleotide messenger RNA. RefSeq lists its product as hypothetical. The record is from RefSeq and is a predicted model, not a curated record. The transcript has a single exon. Lineage: Eukaryota; Viridiplantae; Chlorophyta; Chlorophyceae; Sphaeropleales; Selenastraceae. The annotation marks the transcript as partial.